AUGAACGCAGCAGUAGCAGCACCCGAAGGCUCCAAGGCCGCUCCACCCAAGUUCAAGCAGAAGGAGACCAGGCAGUUCAAGAGCAAGGCUCCCAAAGCUGGACAGAAGGGAUUUGAUGACGUCCCUGGAAUGGACGGCCUUGGAGGUGCAGAGGUCAUCUGCCCCUGGGAGGCGUUUGGUGACAUGGAGCUGAGCGAUCUGGCCCAGUUUGGCAUUGUUUAG
Molecule: messenger RNA, 222 nt
Organism: Toxotes jaculatrix (banded archerfish)
Lineage: Eukaryota; Metazoa; Chordata; Actinopteri; Toxotidae
Product: retinal cone rhodopsin-sensitive cGMP 3',5'-cyclic phosphodiesterase subunit gamma-like
Exons: 3
Coding region: 1-222 (73 amino acids)
Biological process (GO): visual perception; positive regulation of G protein-coupled receptor signaling pathway; positive regulation of epidermal growth factor receptor signaling pathway
Cellular component (GO): photoreceptor outer segment membrane
Molecular function (GO): 3',5'-cyclic-nucleotide phosphodiesterase activity; cGMP binding
Source: RefSeq, a predicted model, not a curated record